Drosophila innubila is the source of this 6962-nucleotide messenger RNA. It is a transcript of the gene PlexA, whose product is annotated as plexin A3. The transcript is spliced from 9 exons. Bases 716 to 6589 code for a protein of 1957 amino acids. Gene Ontology annotation, cellular component: semaphorin receptor complex. Gene Ontology annotation, biological process: positive regulation of axonogenesis; regulation of cell shape; regulation of GTPase activity. Gene Ontology annotation, molecular function: semaphorin receptor activity; protein binding. Lineage: Eukaryota; Metazoa; Arthropoda; Insecta; Diptera; Drosophilidae. The record is from RefSeq and is a predicted model, not a curated record.
UUGUAUUCUACUUCGUCGGUGUAUGUUUGUUUAAUAUGAGAAUGUGUGUGUGUGUCAUUCUGAUGCCACAAAAAGUAUAUGUCCAUUUAUAUUGCAAAAAAUCAAGUUAGAAGUGUUUUUCUGCAUUCAAUAAUCUAUAGUGCAGAUUUGCAACAAACAUUCAUAUUAUUGCGCCGAAUUGCACACAAAUAUGUGCGCAAACAUCAUAUAAGUAUGUAGACAUGAACGCCCACAUCAAAAAGUGUUUCAAUUGUGAAAAGUGAAGCGUCAAAUUGUGAGAAAAAACGUUAUCUAUAAAAUUACAACGAUGUGCGUGCUGUGUGCAUAUAUAUUAAAUUCAUUAAAAUGAAUACAAUUUGCAACAUGUAAGACUUUGACUAUAAGUAUAAAAUCAAAUUAUAAUGUGGCAGCUGACAACAACAAGAACAACAUCAUCAACAACAACAACAACAAGUGGAAGUUGACGCAUUCUCAAAGUCAAGUCGUAGUACAUAUGAUAGACAAUGGAUAUAUCAGAAAGAGAAAACGCUUUUUAAAUAACACGAAAUUUUCUUCAAGCGUCAUUAAACAUUUAAAUUUAAACUUAAGGUAGCAAACGGAAAACAAUAACAAAAGCAAAGAACAAAGAUAGACAGUUUAUUGAAAUUGGGGAAUCCCCAAUACUUGGAUUAGCAUUGAUCGCCAUUUUGUGGCGAUUAUCGCAUUGAUUGUGGAAAUGAAUAUGCUACUAUAUAUUGUGGUAUGGCUUACUAGUUUCCAACUAUCGCAAUCAUCAAUUGCUAUAACCAAGAAUCGCAAUGAGCCUCUGGAAAUGCCAACAGCAAUGGCUAUACGAGGAGGAGGAGGAAUCGGAAGUGAUAGGAUUAAAGUCAAUUUAACAGAUAUCGCUGACAAUGGAAAUGGACAGGGAAAUGGCAAUUUGAGUACCAGCAGCAUUAUUACAAAUGUAGCCAAAUUUGAUACUAUGUUAAAUCAUUUGCUUGUGGACACGAUAACAGGACGCGUUUUUGUUGGUGGCGUCAAUCGAUUGUAUCAAUUGUCGCCGGAUCUGGAACUGCAUGAGACGGUGAAAACGGGUCCACAAAAUGAUUCUGUUGAAUGCACAAUACUCGAUUGUCCAUUGAAUGCCGUUCGCAAGCCGACAAAUAACUAUAAUAAGGUGUUACUGAUUGAUCGGGCCACCUCGAGAUUAAUUGCAUGCGGUUCAUUGUUCCAGGGCACAUGCACUGUGAGAAAUUUACAGAAUGUAAGCAUUGUGGAGCAUGAAGUGCCGGAUGCGGUGGUUGCCAAUGAUGCCAACUCAUCGACGGUGGCAUUUAUAGCGCCAGGACCACCACAACAUCCGGUGACCAAUGUGAUGUAUGUCGGCGUUACCUACACUAAUAAUUCACCCUAUCGGAGUGAAAUACCCGCGGUGGCAUCCAGAUCUCUGGAGAAGACGAAAAUGUUUCAAAUCGCCUCAUCGGCUGUCACAACGGGCACCCGAACAUUUAUCAAUUCGUAUGCGAGGGAAACGUAUUUGGUGAAUUAUGUAUACGGUUUCAGUUCGGAGAGAUUCUCAUAUUUCCUAACCACACAACUGAAGCAUAGUCAUCAUUCAUCGCCCAAGGAGUACAUUACGAAACUGGUGCGAAUCUGUCAGGAGGACUCCAAUUAUUAUUCGUACACUGAGAUUCCGGUGGAGUGCAUCAGUGAGGCUCAGGGCGGCACCAAAUUCAACUUGGUUCAGGCCGGUUUCUUGGGCAAACCCAGCUCCGAUCUUGCCCAGAGUCUGGGCAUUACCAUCCAGGACGAUGUCCUUUUUGCUGUCUUCUCCAAAGGCGAUAGCAACAUUCCCACCAACAACUCGGCUCUCUGCAUCUAUUCCUUAAAGUCAAUUCGUCGCAAAUUCAUGCAAAACAUUAAAUUCUGUUUCAAUGGCAAUGGAAUGCGAGGACUUGAUUUCAUUUCUCCGAGCAUGCCCUGUGUUUUAACGAAACUGCAAACGAUCGGCGAGGAUUUCUGUGGCUUGGACGUGAACUCGCCGCUGGGAGGAGAGCAACCGAUCACCGCUGUUCCCGUGGCCAUGUUCAACACUAGGCUGACUUCGGUGGCAGCGACGAGUACCAGCGGCUAUACGGUUGUGUUUAUUGGAACGGUUGAUGGAUAUGUUAAGAAGGUGGUGGUUGAAUCAUCGACAAUUGCCAAUGAGUAUGCCAGUUUGGCUGUGGAUGUGGGAUCAGCCAUUAAUCAGGACAUGCAAUUUGAUAAUCAGAAUCUAUACAUUUAUGUCAUGUCCGAACGGAAGGUGUCCAAAGUAAAGGUCUAUGACUGUGCGGACUUUGGAACAUGUGGUGAAUGUCUUGGUGCCAAGGAUCCAUAUUGCGGCUGGUGUUCGCUAGAGAAUAAAUGCAGUCCUCGGUCCAAUUGCCAGGACGAUGCGAAUGAUCCUUUGUACUGGGUGAGCUAUAAGACUGGGAAAUGCACCACAAUCACCAGUGUAGUGCCACAUCAAUUGCAGCGCACCACCGCCCGCACCUUGGAGCUGAUUAUCGAUCAUUUACCGCAGCUAAAGGAGAACUUAAUCUGCGCCUUCACCACCGAGGACAAGGCUCUGUUCACGAAUGCCACCAAGAAGCGCAACGGGGUCAAUUGUACCACACCGCGAACGGAUAUGUUGCCACAAAUUGAGCAGGGCAAACAUCAUUUUACGGCCAAGCUCUCGGUUCGCACCAGAAACGGACCCGAUCUCGUCUCCACCGACUUUACAUUCUUCGAUUGUAGCACCCACUCUUCGUGUACGCGUUGUGUCUCCUCGGAGUUCCCCUGCGAUUGGUGUGUGGAGGCACAUCGUUGCACCCACGAUACGGCGGAGAAUUGUCGCAAUGAUAUCUUGGUAACCGGUGUCAGCCGUAUUGGUCCUAGCUAUCGUUCCGGCCCCGGCUUCUGUCCAACCAUCAAUGCCACCGGCGAUGGCAGUGAAGUUCUUGUCGCCGCCGGCACCAGUAAAUCCAUCAAGGUCAAGGUUCACAUCAUCGGGCAAUUCAUUGUGCAGACACGUUUCGUUUGCCAGUUUAAUAUCGAAGGUCGAGUCACGAGCCUAAAUGCUCAAUUACUCGGCGAUACCAUAUAUUGUGACAGUAUGGAGUUUCAAUAUACAUCACGAUCUCCGAAUCUGACAGCCACCUUCGCCGUCAUCUGGGGUGGAUCGAAGCCCCUCGAUAAUCCCCACAAUAUACACGUUGUGAUAUAUCGAUGUCGGGAUAUGGCCGAUAGCUGUGGAAUAUGUUUGGCCCUGGAUGAGAAAUAUAAUUGCGGCUGGUGCUCGUCCACGAAUACAUGCGAGGUGGUUGAGCAGUGCAACAAGAAUAAUGAGGGUAAAACCGAUUGGUUGAAUCGCAGCGAGAUCUGCCCAAAUCCGGAGAUACAUUCGUUUGGUCCCAAAACUGGACCCUGGGAGGGUGGUACAAAUAUAACGAUUAAAGGGAUUAACCUUGGCAAGAACUAUAAUGACAUCUAUUCGGGUGUUCGAAUUGCCGGCAUCAAUUGUAUGCCAUUUCAACAGUUCUACAUUGACACGAAACAAAUCGUUUGCACUGUGGACAGUCCCGGCGAGCAAAUGUACCGAAAUGGAAGGAUUGUUGUCCAAAUCGGUGAUUAUCGCGGUGAAUCGAAGGAGGACUAUGAAUUUGUUGAUCCGAAAAUCUCCAAUUUUCAUCCGCGAUUUGGUCCAACAUCGGGAGGAACACAGAUCCGGAUAUUGGGCAAACAUUUGAAUGCAGGAUCUCGAAUUCAGGCGUUCAUCAACGAUCAUUUGCCGUGUAAGAUCAUUAGCACGGACUCGUCUCAGACAAUUUGCCGUACUUCCCCGUCACCGGGCAUCAUUGAAGGACGCCUCAAGAUGUCCUUCGACAAUGGGCCGCGAGAGUUUAACGAUUACAAUUUCAAAUAUGUACUCGAUCCAACCGUUGAGCAAGUGAGCUCUGGUCCUAGUGGACAAAUUAAAGUGCCAAAGGGCAUUCCAGCUGGCGGCAUCCGGAUUGCAGUCACGGGAACUCAGUUUACAAGCAUCCAAGCGCCGAGCAUCUAUGUUUUUUACAAGGAUCGCAUGUAUGCGAGUCUGUGUCGAGUGAUGUCGGAUACGGAAAUGGAAUGUCCGUCGCCAGUUAUUGAGACGGAGGUGGGACAAAUCUUUGAUCCGGAGAAUCCACAGUUGCUGGAAUACGGCUUCCUUAUGGAUAAUGUAUUGCGAGUGCAGAAUUUAUCCAAGACGCACAACAAUUACUUUGAACUGUAUCCGAAUCCCGAAUAUUUUACAUUCGAGGAGCGUGUCAAAUACUUUAAGAGCGAAUAUCUAACCAUCAACGGACGCAAUCUGGAUCGGGCGUGCAAGGAGACCGAUGUCGAGGUGAAGAUCGGCAAUGGUUACUGUAAUAUAACAUCACUAUCGCGACAACAACUGACCUGUCGACCGCCGACAGAGGCCGCUGCUGCCAGCGAUAGUCCCAGUGGACCGGAGGUGAUUGUCCGCAUCGGCUCGUCGCUGGAGUAUCGCAUCGGGAUUCUCAGUUACGAGUCCUCCAACAUCAUAAUGGACUGGGGCGACAAUGUGGUAUUUGGCGUCAUUGCCGGCAGUGUUGUGUUCCUAUUGAUCUUUGUGGCAUUGCUUGUCGCGUACCGAAAGAAAACCUCGGAAUCGAAUCGUGUUCUACGCAAUAUGCAGGAGCAAAUGGAUAUUUUGGAGCUACGUGUCGCUGCCGAAUGCAAGGAGGCAUUUGCCGAACUCCAAACCGAAAUGACAGACCUCACGGGCGAUCUGACAUCGGGUGGUAUACCAUUUUUGGAUUAUCGCUCCUAUGCCAUGAAGAUAUUGUUCCCCAAUCAUGAGGAUCACAUUGUCCUGCAAUGGGAGCGGCCCGAGCUGUUGCGCAAAGAGAAAGGAUUGCGUUUAUUUGCUCAACUUAUAAUGAAUAAAACAUUCCUUUUGCUAUUUAUACGCACACUGGAGUCCAAUCGCUAUUUCUCGAUGCGAGAGCGAGUUAAUGUCGCCUCAUUAAUAAUGGUAACCCUACAAUCAAAGCUCGAAUAUUGCACGGAUAUAUUGAAGACAUUAUUGGGCGAUUUAAUUGAGAAGUGCAUUGAGGGCAAAAGUCAUCCAAAACUAUUGCUGCGUCGUACUGAAAGUGUGGCUGAAAAAAUGCUGAGUGCUUGGUUCACAUUUCUCCUAUACAAAUUUUUAAAGGAAUGCGCUGGAGAACCGCUUUAUAUGCUAUUUCGUGCUGUUAAGGGACAGGUGGAUAAGGGACCAGUCGAUGCCUGUACUCAUGAGGCACGUUAUUCCUUAAGCGAGGAGAAACUAAUCCGUCAAUCCAUCGAUUUUCGACCAAUGACUGUCAAUGCCAGCAUUAUACAGCAGCCCAUAUUUUGCAAUAACCUGGAUAUGUUGCCACCUCAUACGGAGAAUGUGUCCGUUAAGGUCCUCGACUGUGACACGAUUGGCCAAGUGAAGGAGAAAUGCUUGGAAACUAUCUAUAAGAAUAUACCAUCCAGUCAAAGGCCGCGUAAAGAUGAUUUAGACUUGGAAUGGCGAACCGGAGCAACUGGACGGGUUAUAUUGUAUGAUGAGGAUGCCACUUCGAAAACGGAAAGUGAAUGGAAAAAAUUGAACACAUUGCAGCAUUACAAUGUACCAGAUGGUGCUGGACUCAGUCUUGUACCCAAGCAAAGUUCCAUCUAUAAUUUUAGCAUUUUAUCCGAUAAAAACGAAAAAUCUCACAAGUACGAAACGCUGAAUAUAUCGAAGUACACAUCAUCUUCGCCAACGUUCAGUCGUGCUGGCAGUCCAUUGAAUAAUGAUAUGCAUGACAAUGGAUUGAAAUACUGGCAUUUGGUUAAACAUCAUGACAGUGACAUACAAAAGGAAGGGGAACGCGUUAAUAAACUCGUCUCGGAAAUCUAUUUGACAAGACUGCUGGCAACUAAGGGUACUUUGCAGAAAUUUGUGGAUGAUCUCUUUGAGACAAUAUUCAGUACGGCUCAUAGAGGAUCUGCAUUGCCCCUGGCAAUUAAAUAUAUGUUUGACUUUUUGGAUGACCAAGCCCUUUUGCAUGGAAUUACUGAUCCAGAAGUGGUCCACACCUGGAAGAGCAACAGUUUACCAUUGCGGUUUUGGGUGAACUUGAUAAAAAAUCCAAAUUUUGUAUUUGAUAUUCAUAAAUCGAAUAUAGUGGACUCUUGUCUGUCUGUCGUGGCUCAAACAUUUAUGGAUUCUUGUUCGACUUCCGACCAUCGAUUAGGCAAAGAUUCGCCAAGCUCAAAAUUAUUGUACGCAAAGGAUAUACCCGAAUAUCGCAAGUGGGUUGACCGAUAUUACAGAGAUAUUAGGGAUAUGUCGUCAAUAUCUGAUCAGGACAUGAAUGCAAUGCUCGCUGAAGAGUCCAGACUACACACAACCGAGUUUAAUACAAAUUGUGCUUUACAUGAGCUCUACACUUACGCUGUCAAGUAUAAUGAGCAGCUAACGGUCACUUUGGAGGAGGAUGAAUUUUCGCAAAAACAACGACUUGCUUUUAAAUUGGAACAGGUUCACAAUAUAAUGUCGGCUGAAUAAAUCUCAACCAAUUGAUAAAAAAAACAAAUAACAAAAACAAUAGAUGAGAAGAAUAAUAUGAUAAUAUGAUAUUGAAUGUUUUUAUGUAUUAUCAUCAACCCAAUUAGAAUUUAGCAGGAAAUGCCAUUCUCUAUCCAUAACAUUUCAUAUGCAUAUAUGUAUGAAUGUAUGUAUAUGUAAGUGUACCGCAUGUGUAAGCCUCAUAAUGAAUAUAUAUAUACUAAUAUAGUAUAGUAUGUGAAGUAUAUUGAUAUGUUCCAAUAUUUAACCUAUAUGUGUAUGUAUGUAUAUGUAAUGUGUGUACUAUGUGAUGCAGGACAUGAUAUUUCAAGCUGCAAAAUAAUACUACUGCCAUAAAGAACAAGAAGUAAAA